Molecule: messenger RNA, 7599 nt
Organism: Hipposideros armiger (great roundleaf bat)
Lineage: Eukaryota; Metazoa; Chordata; Mammalia; Chiroptera; Hipposideridae
Gene: SPHKAP
Product: SPHK1 interactor, AKAP domain containing
Exons: 14
Coding region: 641-5881 (1746 amino acids)
Cellular component (GO): mitochondrion; cytoplasm
Molecular function (GO): protein kinase A binding
Source: RefSeq, a predicted model, not a curated record
UCACAGUCAAACAAAAUGAGUUAGAUGAAGAAUUGUGAAAAUCCAAAAACUGGAAAAUCCAAGUCCAGGGAAAAUUGUUGGGGGAAUCAAUGAGAAUUGUUUCAUGGUAGAAGGCACACAAAAAUGAAAUCCAGAGGAGCAACCCAAGCCCUGGUGAGAGACCAGUAGGGACGUGGGAGUUGCCAGGAGUAGAGAGUGAACGUGGCAAAGUGGGUGAAAGAUUCAGGGCUCAGACUGCUGCACCCGAGAGAGAAAGCGAGAGGAGAGGACCAGACAGCGGGGCGGGGAAAGAGACAUUCUGUCGGAGUCACCUGUGCUGGGCUCGGGGAGCGGCCGACAGAGCUCAGGAGCCAGUGGCAAUAGACUGGGGCUGCCGCGGAGGGGAGCGGGAGCUGGGCGCAAGGGUUGGAGCUUCGGCCAAGCCUUCCAGCCAGAUUAGAAGGGGCGACUGGGAGGGACCUUUCCGAGGUCGCAGCGCGCAGCGCUUCCCGGCCGGGGAGGAGCGUAUCUCCCACAGCCCAGCGGCGGUCCCAGCCUGUGGCCGAGCGCGCGCCUGUCCCUGCGCCCUGCGAGCCGGGUCCUCGCCCCGCGGAUCGCCGGCCCUUCCCGCCUUCCUUCUCUGCGCGCCCAUCGACAAUGGAUGGCAACUCUCAGCUCUCCGUACCAAGCCAUGUGGGUAGUUGAACCAAACUCACCUACCUGCCUCUCUGCUGCCUUGCCUGCCAGGAGACACUCCCAGGAAUCCAGCAACUCGGAGUCACCACUGAUGUGUGAGGUUUCGACCCCGCAGCAGGGCGGCGCCAGCGGCAGCUCCGGAAGCAGCCUGGGGAGCUCCAUCACCGCGUGCAAGAAGGUUCUUCGCAGCAAUAGCCUGCUUGAGUCUACAGACUACUGGCUGCAGAAUCAGAGGACACCCUGCCAGAUUGCUUUUCUGGAAGACAAGUGCGAAAACACAACUUGCGCGUCUGUCUGCUUUGUGAACCUGGAUGUGAACAAGGAUGAGAGCACCACGGAGCACCUGCAGCAGAAAUUGGUUAAUGUAUCACCAGAUCUCCCAAAACUUAUCAACUCCAUGAACGUCCAACAGCCAAAAGAAAAUGAAAUUGUCCUCCUAAGCGGGUUAACAUCUGGAAAUCUCCAGACAGAUUUUGAAGUUUCACAGUGUCCUUGGAUGCCAGAUAUCUGCUUGGUCCAGUGUGCCAGAGGGAACAGACCAAACAGUACCAAUUGCAUUAUCUUUGAAAUCAACAAAUUCUUGAUUGGUCUAGAACUGGUGCAGGAGCGGCAGCUCCACCUGGAGACAAACAUCUUGAAAGUGGAGGAUGACACAAACUGUUCCCUGUCUUCAAUCGAGGAAGACUUUCUCACUGCGUCCGAGCACUUGGAGGAAGAAAGCGAGGUGGAAGAAUAUAGGAACGGCUGUGAAAAUAUAAAUCUUUCAGCCAAUGUUAUGGAAAGUAAAAAGCCAAAGGAAACCACCCAGGAGGAAUGGGAUUACAAUAAGGAAAAGUCACUUAAUACUUUGGAAGACAAAUACAUUAGCAAGUACCAUGCAUCACUGAUUAAAACAGAAGGAUCUCUGGAGAAAGGAACAGAAGAUACAACUUUGCAGAGUCUAGAUCCAUCAAUCAACACAUCAGAGUGGAAACGUGAACCUGUGGGAAAUGACAGGUCAGCCACAAAUUAUUAUUAUUCAGAAAAAUGUAAAGGCCAAAUGGAAAAAUUGCAGGCGCUAUAUAUUCCAGGCAAUGCUUAUUUCUCCAGGGUGGUUAAGAAAGAUGGACCUUCUGCCUGUGGUACUCUCACUGAGCAUGGCAACAGCUUAGACGCAGGAGAUCAUGAAGAUGCAACAACCUCUCUUCUUCCCAUUCAAGAUGGAAAAGCCACAACUGGCGAGUACGCUACAAAUUUAGCAGAGUCUGUGCUACAGGAUGCAUUUAUUAGAUUAUCUCAGUCUCAGCCUACACUACCCCAGGAAUCUGUGGUCAGUGUCUCUGUAGGAAGCACUCCGCUCUCCAGUGGCUGCUCCACAAAAGACAUUGUGGCCCCUCGGUCAUGGAAUGAGCUCCCCAAAAUCGUCAUUGUUCAGAGUCCAGAUGGCAGUGAUGCUGCCCCUGAGCCAGGUAUCUCUACAUGGCCUGAGAUGGAACUCUCUGUUGAAACUUCAGGUGUCCCUUCCAGAGAGAACUCUAGCAGACACCCCCAGAGUGCUCUAGAAGUAGCAUUAGCUUGUGCAGCCACUGUGAUUGGAACUAUUUCCAGUCCAAAGGCCACAGAAAGACUCAAAAUGGAGCAAGAAGCCCUGGUUUCAAACCAUCCACUAGGAGACCGUGAACCACGGCAAACUCCAGCUUCCCAAGUAGUCACGGAGCCUUCGAUCAAUGAGUACUCAUUUCCAUCUGCUUUGUGUGGCAUGACACAGGUGGCGAGUGCCGUGGCUGUCUGUGGCCUGGGUGAAACAGGGGAGGUGAAGUACCCUGUGGUUUCAAGUGGCCUCUUGUCUGCAGCUGAGUCUUCUGCAGCAACCCCCCCACUUUGUAAUUUAGUGACAGGGAAGAGCAUGGAGCUGGGAAAUGAAGCCAUCGCAGAGGCAUUGCUCAAUGAGGCCACUCUGGUUCUGACAAGGCCUAAUACCUACAGCAGCAUUGGUGACCUCAUGGAAUCCAUAACCAGGAGAAUCAUGGAAACUGCUUCAAAGCCUCAGACCUUGUGCUCAGAAAAUGUCCUCAGAAAUGAACUGGCCCAGGCCUUGUCCAGUGUUAUCCUGAAGCAUGCCAUUGAUGAAGUUCACCAAACAAAUAAAAUAAUCGACCACAACAACGGCAGGCAUACCUCUGAAACUCUGGAUACCUUGAUGGAAAGUACAAAUCAACUGCUCUUCAGUGUGAUAUGCUGCACAUUUAAGAAGAUGAGCCAUCUUGCACAGCUGAGUGAAUGUCCCACCAUCCAUCCUAAGGAGACCAUUGGAUGGAGAGAAACAGACCUAAGCUGCCAGCCCCCUGAUCAGGCUGCUGGUCAGGCACGGACGAAAGCCACUGAAUGCUCCAGCCACCAUCCACUCAGCAAUGCACAUAGCACUAGUCCUGUUAUCAAUGAGGCUGUAGAUAACGUGCAUCCAAAGCAAGACAGCAAAGGCCCAGUGAAGCCAGGCCUCUUUCAGAGCCCCACACUGCAAUCUGAAUUGUCUUGUAGUCCCAGAGUGCCUGGUUCUUCGACUGCAAAAACAUCCCCUGAGGAAAUAUACCUGAAAGGAACCAUGGCAAAGGAUACAAAAAACCCUCACCAGGUGCUCAGUCACAAUGAGAGUGGAUGUAGAGCCUCAUCAGAGGGAGAAUGGACACCCACAGCCUCCAAGUGCAACCACGGUUCCCAGGAUGCUGAGGACGGCUUCAGUCCAAACACCCAAGAAAAGUACAGCUGUGUCUCACCUCUAAGAAACGAACUUCAAGUCAGUCUGUCUUUGUUAGAGAAUGACUUGCCGCUCCCUGCUCAAUCUGUGCUACAGGCACAACACACAGACGCAUACUGCAUUACAGACUUUGCGGAAGAGUUAGCAGAGACCAUUGUCUCCAUGGCAACUGAAAUCGCAGCAAUUUGCCUUGACAACUCAAAUGGAAAACAGCCCUGGUUUUGUGCAUGGAAAAGAGGAAAUGAGUUUCUGGUUACCCCGAACGUAUCCUGCCGAUCCUUGAAGAGGAAGGAGAGUCAGGCGGGUGGGGCCACCGUGAGGAAACACAAGCCGCCGCGGCUCAGCGAGAUCAAGAGGAAAACAGAUGAGCACCCAGAGCUUAAGGAGAAGCUGAUGAACAGAGUGGUGGACGAGUCCAUGAACCUUGAGGACGUCCCAGAUUCUGUCAAUAUUUUUGCAAACGAAGUGGCAGCCAAGAUCAUGAACCUCACCGAGUUUUCCAUGGUGGACGGCGUCUGGCAAGCCCAGAGCUUUCCCCGGAAUCGGUUACACAGCGGAGAUAGGUGGAACCGGCUGAAGGCCUCCAGCUGUGAAAGCAUUGCAGAGGAGGACUCGGAUGCCAGGGCCUACGUCAACGGCCUGGGUUUAAUGAGCACCCUAAGUCAGCCGGUGAGCAGGGCCAGCUCUGUCUCCAAGCAGUCGAGCUGUGAGAGCAUCACCGAUGAGUUUUCCAGGUUCAUGGUGAACCAGAUGGAAAAUGAAGGAAGAGGGUUUGAGUUGCUGCUGGAUUACUACGCAGGCAAGAAUGCCAGCAGCAUCCUGAAUUCAGCUAUGCAGCAGGCAUGCAGGAAACAUGACCACCUCAGCGUGAGGCCAAGCUGCCCCUCGAAGCAGUCCAGCACCGAGAGCAUAACUGAGGAGUUCUACAGGUACAUGCUGAAGGACGUGGAAAGAGACGGCAAAGACAGCGCCUCCUCCAGACGAAGCAGCCAGGAUUGGACGGCUGGCUUCCUGUCACCUUCUCUGCGAUCCCCUUUGUGUUACCGACAGUCAUCCAUGCCAGACGGCAGAUCCCUGGGGGCCAGGUUGACGGUGAACGCGCCGUUCAAAGCCAACUCCUUAGAUGGCUUUGCCCAAAACAGCCAGCGAGAUUUCCUGAGCGUACAGCCAGUCAGCAGUGCUUCCUCUUCAGGGCUCUGCAAAUCCGACUCUUGCUUGUACCGGAGAGGUGGGACUGACCACAUCACAACCAUGUUAAUUCAUGAGACAUGGGCAAACUCCAUCGAGGCCCUCAUGCGGAAGAACAAAAUUAUAAUGGAUGAUGCCCAGGCAGCUGAGGCUGAGCCCGUUUCCAGGGGCUCCCCCUUGCAACUGGAGAAGGGUGCAAACAGAUUACCUUCGAGCAAAGUGCAGAGUGGGCCAAUUCUUCUUGUCCAGGAAUCUAUUGAUUACCCAAGGAAAGACUCCAUUACCAGAAGCCAACAUCCCCCCGAGUCGGCUUUAAGCAAAGAUGCUCCUCUUACAAAGCACAACGGUUUCGAUUCUAAAAAGGAAACUCCCUUGUGCCAUGAUGGUGUCCCUCUAAACUACACCAGGCGACCACUUUGUUCAAGGGAAGUGCCUUUAAUUCAGAUUGAAACGGAUCAGAGAGAAGAAUGCGUUGGUGAACCUGAACACAUCCUCUCCAAAAGCAGCCCCCUAGAGGAGGCAGCAGAGCAUUUGAAAGAAGAAAUGGGCCCAGAUGUGGCGAGGGGUGGAGACGCUGCCGAGAGUGCCCGCCAAAACUGUAGCAACAGCCUUGAGGCCAGAGACAUACCAGAGGCUGAGGUCUCGACAGAAGGCAGAGCCAUUGAGGAGGUCCCCAACCCUCCCGGCAGCAGUGGGGAGAGCACAGACAGCUGGUCCCAGCUCGCCAAUGAGGAAGACAACCCAGAUGACACCAGUAGCUUUCUGCAGCUCAGUGAGCGAUCCAUGAGAUGCAACCCAGGCUGGGUUUACAUGAGCAAUGGCAACAGUAGUGCCACUAGCAGUCUUGGCAUUAUGGAUCUGGACAUUUAUCAGGAAAGCAUGCCACCUUCUCCCAUGAUUCAUGAAUUAGUAGAAGAAAAGGAGAUUCUUAAAGGACAGUCAGAAAACAUGGAGGAAUUUGCCUCUGGAGCACCCGCGGGAGCCGCCAGCCGCCAGGGCAGCCUGCUGGUGAUCAACUUUGACCUGGAGCCGGAGCGUCCUGACGCCGAGCUUCGGGCCAUGCUGCAGUGGAUCGCUGCCUCGGAGCUCGGGAUCCCUACCAUCUACUUUAAGAAAUCUCAGGAAAACAGAAUUGAAAAGUUUCUAGAUGUCGUGCGGCUGGUUCAUCAGAAGUCCUGGAAAGUGGGGGAUAUCUUUCACGCCGUGGUUCAGUACUGCAAAAUGCAUGAGCAGCAGAAAGAUGGGACGCCGAGUCUCUUUGACUGGCUGUUGGAACUGGGAUAAAGCAGCUAUGUCCUGUUGAGUAUUCCUUUCCUGUAUUCCAGCUUAGAUUACAGUGAUUUGCUCUAAAUGCUCUCAACUUCCUCAAAACAUUGCAUCACAUUAGCAGAGCUAUAAAAACAACCUGCAGCUCAAGACUAUUGCACAUGGAAUAAAUCCGUGGAAAAAGAAAAUAUUGACCUGUACAAGUCAAUACAUCCGGUAGGUGAGUUCAAAAGAGCUUGUAUUGGAAUGGCUGGGAAAACAGACACUUAAUGGGCCUCAAAUUAAAAGCUCAUAGCUAGGCCCGAACUCUAGGAAAGAUGCUCUUGCAUAUUUUUAAUAAUAUAAAAUAUGUAAUGUCUCCAAUUAUGUGAAUCAACUGGAAACAAAGUCACUGGUCAAAAAAGUUUUGUAGACUGUGCUGCCAUCUCUAUGCUACUUUUUUGAGCAGGUUAAGGGGCCAUUAGCCCAGGUGAACACUAAAGAUUUGGAUAAGAAAUUUCCGGAAUUUUAAUAUAAAAGAUUUCCACUUUCAGGUCGGUAUCAGUGGAUAUUAACAGAAAUGCAAGUGUAUUAUCAGCGUCCUCUACUGCGGUGAUUUUAUGUAUUCACUACAACCCACUGACAAAUAUUCCACAUCUCCCCAACAAUAUCUGGGUUUCUAGCUCAGCAGACAACUAUUGGUGUUCAGUUGAGAGGGUGAAAGAUCGAAGGCUGUCUUGUUUCCAUCUCUGUAUUACUUGGUUAACAUGAUUACAGAAUUCAUACCCUAAAGGCAAGCUGUCUUUUGAGAGAAAAUCCGCUUGUGUAUUAAAUUAUAUAAAAUAUAAACUUUCAUUUUAUUUUUAUUGUAAAUUAUGAAGAGAUUGUUAUCUUAAAUAAUAUAUUAAGCUAGUUUAGAGGUUUAUAAAAUAUGAAGAGAUUUUUGUCUUAAGUCACAUAUUGACGCUUGAGCUCAACGAUUUCAUUAUAAUUGUGUUGGGACCCAUAUGGCAGACCUGCUGCUUGGAAGACAUUCAUAAUGAUGGAUGCAGGAUUUGACAGAACCAGUUAGGAACAUAGACUCACCUUGAUUUAAAGAUAUUUGUAUUUAAUUUGGUAAAGAGAAAACCUUAUCUCAUUCACAUAUUUUAAUAACAGAGAUUUAGUCUUUUGAAAAAUGGAAGGAUCUAACUUCUCCCUAAUAAGUCUUCUUUCCUUUCAACUAAAUGAGCUGCACUGGCUUUUAUUUUCUUGACCAAAGAAGAUGUUUAUUAAAGAUUUCCUGGAACACUAUGCUUUAACACUAUUUUUAAAGGUUGGGAAGUAAUUUUAAAUGUGAACAAGGCCCAACAUCAACAAUGCUGGGCUGUGUGUCGUCCACAUCUUCAAAUGUCAAGAAAGUUUCCUUAUGAGCCACACCUCCCUCCCACCACCCACCCCAGGAACCCAUCCAGUCCUCAUUGGGCAUUUAUUAUAGAAAUAAUCCAAAUUUAGGUUAUAUGGGUAAUUUGAUAAUCAAAUGUCAAAUAUUAAAAUGUAUCCAUCAUCUCAAGCUGAAAGUUCUUUGUGCUACUGAAUGGAAAAGGAUUUAUUUAUUUUAUAAACUAUCCCAGAAUAUUGUGUGUAGACUUUUGUUGUGCUUGAAUGAAUGUUUACUUAUACUACAAAGCACAAACACUGAAUUGUAACCAUGUGAUGAAGCUAUGUGUGUUGUACUUAACGUUGCCAAUUAAUCAAUAAAUUUUUGUUGCUGAAUA